AUGUCCAACCUCCAAAUGUCAAAUGACAUCGCUGACAGCAACCAGCGUGCUGAAAAUGUCUCUCCAAAUAAUGAAUUCCAUUCCUACAACGGCAAUGAGGCUUCAAAUCUACCCACAGUCAUAACGACGGAAAAAGAUUCCAAAGAAAAGUCUAAUUUGCCUUCCUUUGAUGCAUCCAGUGACAGAAUUGUCAAAUGGGACAAACCCAGCGAUCCCGGAAAUCCAAAAGAUUGGCCCAUGACUCGAAAAUGGGCUGCAACAACCGUGGUUUCCGCCUUUGCUUUCAUCUCUCCCGUCGCAUCAUCGAUGGUAGCACCCGCAUUGGAAGAUAUCGGUCGAGAUCUCAAUGUCCACAGUUCCGCCGUCAGAGCCCUCAUGCUAUCCAUCUUUCUCCUCGCUUAUGCUCUUGGCCCUCUGGUAGUCGGACCCCUUUCUGAACUCUAUGGAAGAGUACCCGUUCUUCAACUUUCGAAUCUGUUCUUCUUGAUAUUUAACCUUGCCUGUGGAUUUGCUCAGACAGGAACGCAAAUGAUCGUCUGUCGGUUCUUUGCUGGUCUUGGUGGUUCUGCUCCACUGAGUAUUGGCGGUGGUGUGUUAGCAGACUGUUGGCAUGCAGAACAACGUGGUCGGGCGAUUGCUAUCUAUUCUCUUGCUCCUCUCCUUGGGCCCGCUGUAGGUCCAAUAGCCGGUGCAUUUAUCACUGGAAAUACUACAUGGCGAUGGAUAUUUUGGGCCUCGUCUCUUCUCUGUCUGGCCAUUCAACUAGUUGGUCUCUUAUUUUUACAAGAGACCUAUGCACCCAUACUGCUAGAGAAGAAAGCUCAGAACCUUCGAAAAGAAACCGGUGAUGAUAGCUGGUAUGUGGAUGUACCCAGAGUGACAGCAGUUAACUGGUUAAGUAACGUCCGCGUAUCGAUCGCGAGACCAUUUAUCAUGCUUGCCACUCAGCCCAUCAUCAUUGUCAUAGCAAUUUACAUGGCCUAUCUCUACGGCCUCACAUAUCUCGUCCUUUCAUCUUUCCCUGGUUUAUUUACCAACCCCGCUUACUAUAAUAUGUCGACUGAGAUGGGCGGUCUCAACUACAUUGCCCUGGGACUUGGAUAUCUCAUGGGGGCUGAAAUGACAGCCAGAAUCAACGACUUCACCUACAACCGACUAAAAAGACGAAACAACAAUGUCGGCAUCCCAGAGUUCCGCGCGCCAGUAAUGAUCCCCUGCUCCAUCCUACUACCUAUCGGAUUCUUCUGGUACGGCUGGACAGCACAAACACACCAGCAUUGGAUUCUCCCUGACAUCGGAGCUUUCUUCAUCGCCAUGGGUACCGUCUCCGGAAUCCAAACCAUGCAAUCAUAUGUUGUUGACGCCUAUACUCGAUAUGCUGCAAGCGGAAUGGCAGCCGUCUUGGUCCUGCGUAGUCUUGCCGGUUUUGGAUUCCCCUUAUUCGCGCCUGCGAUGUACAACGCGUUGGGUUACAGUUGGGGAAAUAGUCUCCUUGCAUUUGUGGCUAUUGCGUUGGGUGUUCCAGCGCCCUACUUACUUUGGAAAUAUGGCGAAGCGCUCAGGGCGAAAAGUAAAUUUGCGGCGGGAGAUUUAACGGUGGGAUAA
Messenger RNA from Sclerotinia sclerotiorum 1980 UF-70, 1605 nucleotides. RefSeq lists its product as hypothetical. Gene Ontology annotation, molecular function: transmembrane transporter activity. The transcript has a single exon. Gene Ontology annotation, biological process: transmembrane transport. The record is from RefSeq and is a predicted model, not a curated record. NCBI's taxonomy places the organism in Eukaryota, Fungi, Ascomycota, Leotiomycetes, Helotiales, Sclerotiniaceae. Bases 1 to 1605 code for a protein of 534 amino acids.